AACAAAGAUGGCGGCGCAGCUCGGAUCUUCCUGGAGCUUGUUUGGAUAAUCAGGCUUUAGAAUGAAGACGACCUCCGGGGACUAGUCGGGCCCGGGCGGUGAGGAGGAUCCCCGCCGGCUGGAUCGAGCUGUCCCCGGGGAGAAGCAGGGACAUGAGCGGCUGGGCCGGCUUCUCCGAGGCGGAGCUGCGGAGGAUGCAGCUGGAAGAAUCAGCCGGACCCCCAGGGGCCUCCCGCGGGCGGAAGCCGGCUCCAGCCAACCGGACCCGGCAGCAGUUACUGCGGGAGAGAGCCCUCCACCAAGCCGCUGAGAGAGCCGGAGGAGCCGGGAGCCCUGCGCUUCCCCCGGGGCAGCAACUCACCAAGCCGCCGCCGAGAGAAGAGCCAGCGGCCGUGGCUCCAGCUCCGGUUCCGGCCCAGGCCCCUAGAGGAGGUCCGGCUCCAGCAGGAGCUCCAGCUCCGGCCCAGGCCCCUAGAGGAGGUCCGGCUCCAGCAGGAGGUCCAGCUCCGGCCCAGGCCCCUAGAGGAGGUCCGGCUCCAGCAGGAGGUCCGGCCCAGGCCCCUAGAGGAGGUCCGGCCCCAGCAGGAGGUCCAGCUCCGGCUCCGGCUGUCAGACUAGAAGCGAAGCCCGGCGAGGGGACGCAGGGUGAAAACCUUCUGCCGGCCGCAGAUGUUCUAACCCCGGUUGUGAAAGAGCUGGAGAAACAAGAGGUGGAAAUACGGGAGAAGACGCGUCUGGAGACUCUGCAGCAGGAGCAGAAAGUCAUGGAGGAGGAGAACAAACGCAAGAAAGCUCUGCUGUCCAAGACCAUAGCUGAGAAGUCCAAGCAGACGCAGGCGGAGGCUGUGAAGCUGAAGAGGAUCCAGAAGGAGCUGCAGGCCCUGGACGACAUGGUGUCCAACGACAUCGGCAUCCUGAGGGAGAAGAUAGAACACGCCAGCUGGGGCUACAGCGCCGCCAGGAAGCGUUUCGAGAAGGCCGAGGCCGAGUACGUGACGGCCAAGCUGGACCUGCACAGGAAGACGGAGGCGAAGGAGCAGAUGACGGAGCAUCUCUGUGCCAUCAUCCAGCAGAACGAGCUGAGGAAGGCCCACAAGCUGGAGGAGCUGAUGCAGCAGCUGCAGCUCCAGGCUCCCGAGGAGGUGCUGGAGAAGCUGAGAGAGGAGGAGGAGGAGGAGGAGAAGGAGAGGAGGAGAAGCUGUGAGGAGAUGCAGAGAAACGGCUUAGUGUCGAACCAGGAGGGAGCCGUGCAAUCAGCUGAAGUCUCUAAACCGACCGAGGACGAGAGUGUGAGGGAGGAGAGCGGGGGGGACGUGAGAACAAAGACUGAGCAGGACUGUGACACGUUGGAGAACGGCGUCCCGAGCGAGGCGGUGGCGUCCUGAUGAUCACAGUGUGUCACCUCCUCUGUGGAACAUCUGGACCCGAUCACACGUCCUCCUCUGUGGGAUCCGAAUGAACCUGAGUGAGUCAGUGAGAGUCACAGCUUGAUGCAGGUUCUGCUGAACCGUUUGUCUCCGUCUGGCAUCAAACCUCAAGUCAUCGACUGCAGUGACUCUUCAUCCAGACCGGUUCCUCUACUAACAGGCUCCGCCUCCAGAGGAUCAGCUGCCGUCUGGUCCUGGUCCCGGUUCAGCUGAUCACCUCAUCGGUCACAGUCUCACAAUCAAACCAAGACGAGCAGCUCUGUCUCAAUCUGAACCGAGAACAUGAAAACAUCAAGUAAACUUCAGCUGCUGCGAAAACCUUCUGUAGGAAAACAAAUGAAAUGUGUUUUCAGCAGGAAUUUUCCACACAAGUGUCGUAUGACAACAUUUAAAUAUAAAAAAAAAACCUCUUCAGCAACAGAAAUGUCCCUUCAGUUGAUUCUGGAUCCGAACCAACAGUUCUCUGAGCGUAGUCACCACACCGGUGAUAUCCUGGGACCUCGGUAUCAGGUUAAUAAUGUUUAAGGUGUAAAGGUUUGACCACUGAGACACUUUAUGAAGAGAGAAACCUGACGGUUGAGUCUCCUGCACACGAGAGGAAGAACUCUCUGAUUCUGAGCUCGGGGAAAAAAGAAUGAAUCCAUGUGACUUUCUGUUUUAAAUUCAUUUACUCGAGGCGGGGUUUAUCUGAUGUCUGAUUUCAGAAUUUUAAUCAAUUGUUUGAAUUUAUUUGAUGAUUUCAAGAGACACAUUUAACUUUACAUAAAAACAAAAUGCCCGGCGAUGAUUCUCUACAACUACUCACAAGAUGAUUAUAGAAAACUAGACUGAGAAGAAUGAGAACGCGCGAACAGAAAUAUCAACUGUACAAAUCCUAAGAUCACUCCAGGCUGCUUGUAUGUAUUUGAUAUCUGAGGACUUUGAUUUCUGUUGUGAAAAAGGUUCUUUGUGGAAAGUGAAUCUAUGAAACUCCUGGUGUUUGAAUCAGCAGCAGAUCAGAACAUGUGGUUUCACAUCAGACGUGAACUAAUCUCUGGAGAUGAGGACAGUUUGUGAUUGUGUCUCUGUGGCGAAGAGGAAACCCGGGUCCCGCUCACUUCCUGUGGGUGAGCGGGACCCGGGUUCCCUGUGUGGUGGCAGCUGAUCCUGGGUCUGCUCCUCAGAGCUGAGUCGUCCUGUCGCUGAGCAGCGGAGCUCCGAGCGGGAAGAGGAGAUCUGAAACACACGGAACAAACACAAAGAUCUGCUUCUGACUAAAGUUUCAUUAGUUUGAAUGUUUGUAGUAAAUGUUGCAAAGAAAAGUUAUUUAAAGCUGUAAUAUUUAAAAGGGGAGAGGGUUUAUUAUACACACUACUGUUUGAUAUUUUACUAAAAUAAACUAAAAGAACAUCA
Limanda limanda (common dab) is the source of this 2819-nucleotide messenger RNA. RefSeq names its product golgin, rab6-interacting (gene gorab). The transcript is spliced from 5 exons. Gene Ontology annotation, biological process: non-motile cilium assembly. The record is from RefSeq and is a predicted model, not a curated record. The coding region runs from base 153 to 1385 and encodes 410 amino acids. Lineage: Eukaryota; Metazoa; Chordata; Actinopteri; Pleuronectiformes; Pleuronectidae.